Fomitopsis serialis is the source of this 1609-nucleotide messenger RNA. RefSeq lists its product as uncharacterized. The transcript has 6 exons. Lineage: Eukaryota; Fungi; Basidiomycota; Agaricomycetes; Polyporales; Fomitopsidaceae. The record is from RefSeq and is a predicted model, not a curated record. The coding region runs from base 319 to 1464 and encodes 381 amino acids.
UGUCAAUAAUGGCAGUGACAUUAAAGCACCCAUAUGCGUCAGCUGCUGCUCGACUGCUGUUGACAAGAAAGAGAUUGGGUGGAUCUCAUAUCUAGACUACUUAGCCACAGCCACCUCCUUUCCACCUCCCUCGGAUGAACAUUCCAGUCAUAGAUGCUGUGCAUUCUCCGGUGUAGGCUUCGUCCACCUGAAAGCCCACCUGAUGUUCAAGGCAUGUCAAGAAAUUCGAACAGGCGCCUUGAUCCUGUACCGCUUUGACUCCUGAUUUCUUAUAAGCAUGCCGGUGGGUGCGCUCACAAACAGUCCACCGUCACCACCAUGGGCAACCAACAUUCAAGAUCGUCCAAACAAGGCACCUUUGACAGGUCGGACUCGAUAUCCAAACCAAAGGCCCUCGCCUCCAACGCACUGGAUCCGGGCAUUAAGCAGGAUCAAUACUACGGAACCCCCAGUGGCGCAUCUCAUGUGCACAGACAUGCUUCCGCGCAGGUAUCGCACACCCCAGGCUAUCUCGCCGUUCCUUCCCAGAAUACACAUCGACGGAGCAGGUCCGCUGUAGCUGCAUUGUCUACGCGGAACCGCGAGUCUGCGCCACCGCCGUACGAAGUGGCGAUGUCGUCCGGUGCGCCCAGUCCAAACACACUGGCAGUACCACAAUCUGGGGUCCAGGGACGACGGAGGUCGUUCGCGAGCGUGUCAAAUGUACGGGCUCCGGAGGGAGUGCCGCCGAUGUCUGCGGCAGACCGUAUGGAAGCUCUGCGCAGGCCCAUGCGCCAGAACAGUGUAGAGGAUGCGCUGGAGACUCUGCGCAAGUACAACACUGUCAUCAUAGUUGAUGACUCUGGGUCAAUGGCAGGUAGCCGGUGGAAAGAGGCUCGCGAAGCGUUGGCAGCAUUAGCGGGAAUCGCGUCGAAAUAUGACACCGAUGGCAUCGACGUUUGCUUCCUGAAUAGCAAGCAUGUUGGGACCAACAUGAAUGACCCAGCAUUCGUCCGACGGCUAUUCGAUACAGUCCGGCCCGGAGGGAUUACACCUAUCGGCGAGAAGCUCGAGAGUCUGCUCCUAUAUUAUCUCGACAGCUUGGAUAAGGCCAAGGCGCGAGCCGACGAGGGGGACAACUCCCUGAUGAAGGGCAUCAAGCCAGUCAACUACAUCAUCAUCACAGACGGUGCUGCAACUGACGAUCCAGAAGCUGUCAUUGUGGCGGCCGCCCGGAGACUGGAUGCCCACAACUUCCCGCUUACGCAGGUCGGCAUACAGUUCGUACAGAUCGGGAACAGUCGUGAUGCCACUGAAUUCCUCAACGAGCUCGACAAUGGUCUGGGUCAGAAUUAUGGUAUCCGAGACAUCGUCGAUACCACACCUUACACAGGUGGCGAACUUAGCGCAGAAGUCAUCAUCAAGAUCUUGCUCGGAGGAAUCAACAGGCGAGUGGACAGGAGGGGCGGCCGGAGCGUCGUCUGAACGAGGUUGCGUGAUAUAUAUCCCCUUGCCACUUUCUUUCAUCCACGUCACCUGUAUCAUCUUCUUGUACUUGUGCACCUCAACAUUCUCAUCUGUAGCCGUUAUGCUUUCGUAGCCGACCUAAUUGUGUAGCGUUACAAUUCAC